Messenger RNA from Blastomyces gilchristii SLH14081, 2274 nucleotides. Its product is annotated as PtaB protein. The transcript has 5 exons. Gene Ontology annotation, biological process: negative regulation of transcription by RNA polymerase II; positive regulation of transcription by RNA polymerase II. Gene Ontology annotation, cellular component: transcription regulator complex; nucleus. Bases 1 to 2274 code for a protein of 757 amino acids. NCBI's taxonomy places the organism in Eukaryota, Fungi, Ascomycota, Eurotiomycetes, Onygenales, Ajellomycetaceae. The record is from RefSeq and is a predicted model, not a curated record.
AUGAUGAUGGCGCAGCCUUUUCCUGCCCAUCAAGUCGGCAUGGCUCACCAUCCGGUGAUGCCUCCCGGUCAUCCCAUGGCCGCAGGCCAACAUCCAAACGCGGCGCAUCUCGCUGGACAAGGCCCGGGUGGGGGUAUAGUGCAGCAGAUGCAUCCUGGCGUUUCCGCUCCAGGGGCCCAACAAGUGACCCAAGGGGGUCCUGUGGUUGGCGGGAUACCGCCAGGCACCACCGGCCCGAGCGCUCAUGCCUUGUCCCAUCUCGGUCCUGCCCAUGGGCAUCAAAUGUUUCCACCUCAACAAAUGGGACAAACCUAUCCUGCCAACCCUCAACUAGUACAACAACAUCAACAACAAAUGUUGAGACAACGACAAAUGAUGAUGCAGCAGCACCAUCAACAACAGCAGCAGCAGCAACAACAGCAACAACAGCAGCAGCAGCAACAACAGCAGCAGCAGCAGCAACAGCAGCAACAACAGCAGCCGCAACAUCAACCGCAGCAGCACAACCAGCCUCAGCAGCAGCAGCCGCAGCAUAAUCAACCACAACAACAGCCACAGCAACAGCCACAGCAUGGAGGGAUCCCCGCUUCCUUACCCAAUGGAACCCAAGGAUUGAACGCGGUACAGCUUGCUGUGCAAUCUAAUCCCAAUAUGCGACCAGUUAACUUUCCUCUUCAUCCUCUACAACAACAUUUACAGGCUCAAGGGCAUCACGGACAACCGCAUAAUAUGCAACAGCAGCAACAAUUCCUUGCUUUGCAAUUAGCGGCACAGCAAAAUCAACAGAACCAGCAAAACGCCCAACGAGGUGGACCCCAACCGCAAUCUAUGCACGAUGGCCAGAGCGGCACCACACAUCCGCAACCAGGGCCUCCAAGUCAAGGCAAUACUCCAUCACAACAGCCCCAGCAAUCGAACCAACCGCAGCCUCCAUCAUCCCAAGCACCUCCGCAACAGGGACAACAACCCCAGCAACAAUCCCAACCGCAGCCGCAAGGGCCAAAUUCUCAAACCCAACCCCCACAACAACAUCCGCAGCCACAUCAAAUGACUCCCCAUGAAGCGCAACUCAGAGCACAGCAGCAGGGUGCCGGAUCCGCAAUGAUGAUGCCUCAAAGAAUGGCCAACCCUAUGAAAAGGUCCGGCGUUCUUCGAUUAGUCACAUUCGCUGAACACCUGAGCGCAUAUUCCAGUCAAAAACCCCAGCCUGGAAUAGAAUAUUGGGCCCGUUUUGUAGAUCAAUUCUUUUCACCGAGUGGGGUCCUACGACAGGGCGUUUGGAGUCCGGAGCAAGGAACCAAACAGUUCGAGAUCUCUACUCCUGCUCUUGCCCGAUAUUACCACACCCAUUUUUCUAGCGGUAUAAAGCACAUACAAAUGAUUGUUGAGAGUGUGCAAGAAAAAGAUCUUCCUAACGGUAGCCAAAUUGUGGAGAGUCCCAAGACGAGUUUCAUUAGCUACAUGUCUAAUGAUUGUCAACUUGUUGCCAACGGCACUUUGCGAGCUCAAUACGAUAUACAUGGUAAACUAGACCUACUAGAGCUCAUUACUAAGAAUCACACAGAGUACAUUCCGCGUACUCGGCUUCAACCAGUCUCACCAGACCAGAAACAGAGCCCGAAGGUUGGCAAAGGGCUUGCUAAGAGAGCACAGCAAAAGCAACCAGCCGUACCCUCAUUUACCGCACCUGAUUCUAUUGUUACCGAACACGGCGUUCCACCUGCUGUUAUGAAGUUUUUAGAGGUGGCAGAGACAAUAUCUCAAAUGCAAACAUUAUUUCAGUAUUCCAUACAACACCCUCAUCUAUCACCACACGAUGCUCUCCGUCAAUUAGUUGCUUCAUUCAACGCUCCUCAGAGUCUUGGAUUCGGCCCAGGUCACUUGGGAGUUCAGCAGCCACCUGGACAACGCACACCGAGUCUUAACGGGCCGACACAAUUCUCACCUGCAGUAGCUCAUCUGGGAUUACCAGGGGCACAGGGCUCUCCGCACCUCGGGGGACCAAACCAUACACCUAGUCCGGCACAGAACAACAUGGCGGGCCCUGUUGCAAUGGUUGCGCAGCAAAGUCAGCAGGGAACCAACACAAGUGGCAGCCAAGGAACGAGCGCUAAUACCAGCCCCAAUGUGAGCAACAAACGCCGCCGAAGCGCUAUCAAGACCGAAGAUGAUAAUGCUCAAAUUGCAGAAGUAAACGGCACAGGGUCGGGCGCAUCCAAGGCGCCAAAAGCUAGUCCAAGGGUUGGCGGCAAAAGGCAGAAAGGCACAAGCUAA